This is a messenger RNA of Cariama cristata (Red-legged seriema), 1648 nucleotides long. RefSeq names its product ER degradation enhancer, mannosidase alpha-like 1 (gene EDEM1). The transcript has 10 exons. The record is from RefSeq and is a predicted model, not a curated record. NCBI's taxonomy places the organism in Eukaryota, Metazoa, Chordata, Aves, Cariamiformes, Cariamidae. Gene Ontology annotation, cellular component: endoplasmic reticulum; membrane. Gene Ontology annotation, biological process: mannose trimming involved in glycoprotein ERAD pathway; carbohydrate metabolic process; endoplasmic reticulum mannose trimming. Bases 1 to 1371 code for a protein of 456 amino acids. Gene Ontology annotation, molecular function: mannosyl-oligosaccharide 1,2-alpha-mannosidase activity; calcium ion binding.
AUGGGAAACACCUCAGAAUUCCAGAAAGCCGUGAAGUUGGUGAUUGACACUGUUUCAUUUGAUAGAGACUCAACGGUCCAAGUUUUUGAGGCAACAAUCAGGGUUUUGGGCAGCCUGCUUUCUGCCCACAUAAUAAUUACAGAUACCAAACAGCCUUUUGGUGAUAUGACCAUUAAGGAUUAUGACAAUGAACUGUUGCAUAUGGCUCAUGACCUAGCAGUGAGACUACUUCCAGCCUUUGAGAACACCAAAACUGGAAUUCCAUAUCCUCGGGUCAAUCUGAAGAAGGGAGUACCUCCAGACAGCAAUAAUGAAACUUGUACUGCAGGAGCUGGUUCCUUGCUGGUGGAGUUUGGUAUCCUUAGCAGGCUGCUUGGCGAUUCCACGUUUGAGUGGGUGGCCAGGAGAGCUGUCAAAGCACUCUGGAGUCUCAGGAGCAAUAACACCGGACUGCUAGGAAAUGUUGUGAAUAUUCAAACUGGUCAUUGGGUUGGAAAGCAAAGUGGAUUGGGAGCAGGGUCGGAUUCAUUCUAUGAAUACCUUCUGAAGUCUUACAUCCUCUUUGGAGAAAAGGAAGACUUGGAGAUGUUCAAUGAUGCUUAUCGGAACAUUCAGAACCACUUAAGAAGAGGUCGAGAAGCUUGCAAUGAAGGUGAAGGUGACCCUCCUUUGUACGUUAAUGUAAACAUGUUCACAGGACAGCUGAUGAACACGUGGAUUGACUCUUUGCAAGCCUUUUUUCCUGGACUACAGGUAUUGAUAGGAGAUGUGGAAGAUGCUAUUUGUCUCCAUGCUUUUUAUUACGCCAUAUGGAAACGAUACGGCGCUCUCCCAGAAAGGUACAACUGGCAAUUGCAAGCACCGGAUGUUCCCUUUUAUCCACUGAGGCCGGAGUUAGUGGAAUCCACGUAUCUGCUUUAUCAGGCCACAAAGAACCCAUUUUACCUUCAUGUGGGAAUGGAUAUCCUGCAGAGUUUGGAAAAAUACACAAAAGCAAAGUGUGGCUAUGCCACAUUACACCACGUUGUAGAGAAGACAAUGGAAGAUCGAAUGGAGAGCUUUUUUCUCAGCGAAACGUGUAAAUAUUUGUACCUGCUGUUUGAUGAAGAGAAUCCAGUGCAUAAAUCUGGAAAUAAGUAUAUGUUUACUACUGAGGGGCAUAUUGUGUCUGUGGAUGAACGUUUUCGUAACUCACUGUGGCAAGACAUCCUUCCUGGAGAAGAGGACAGUGCAGAAAAAAUUAAACCUAACGAAUUAAAGGCAGUCAACUUCAGCUCUAACUGUAACCGAGUUCCCGAUGAGAGGAGAUACUUACUACCAUUGAAGAGUAACUACAUGAGACAGAUUGAUCGAAUGGUGGGCUUGAUCUGAAUGGUUCUUCAGAGCAACUUUUAUCAUAUGUCAGGAGGGGAGUGGGAUUUGGCUGUUAGGCGUUCCUGUCCUCUUCAGCUACACACCUGCAUUUGCUGAGUCACUUGGGUAUCCCCCGUGCUUGUUAGUUUUCAGUUACGGACGUAAAGGGAGAUCAAGUUCUCUUACGAGUUCAGUCUUCUGAGCUGUGGUAACUUCGCAUGCCACCUGAAUAGAGAUUCCUUGUUUGAAGACUUCCUAUGAAAAGUGUUGUUGCAAAUGAAGGCUGAAUAUACUU